Molecule: messenger RNA, 1662 nt
Organism: Gryllus bimaculatus (two-spotted cricket)
Lineage: Eukaryota; Metazoa; Arthropoda; Insecta; Orthoptera; Gryllidae
Source: the annotation of a GenBank genome assembly
AUGUAUAUAACACAAAUGACGGAAGAAAGUGGUCCUGGAAUGAAGAUCCUUUUGAUGGAUAAAAACACAACCAGCAUCGUUAGUAUGGUGUACGGACAGAGUGAAAUUUUAAGAAAGGAAGUAUUCUUGUUCGAAAGGAUCGACUCAAAUUCCCAGUACGAUCCAAUGAGGCACAUGAAAUGCAUUGCUUUUCUGCGUCCUACCAAAGAAAAUUUGGCCCAUCUUGAACGAGAACUUAAAAACCCUCAGUAUGGCGCAUAUUAUGUGUAUUUCAGUAAUAUUAUUGCCAAAGCUGACAUUAAAACAUUAGCAGAAGCAGAUGAUCAGGAAGUGGUGCGAGAAGUGCAAGAAUUUUAUGGAGAUUACUUGGCCAUUAGUCCACAUUUGUUUUCUUUAAACAUACCCAUUUGUUCACAAGGCUCAACCUGGGAUCUCUCUCAUUUACAGAGAAGUGUUCAAGGAAUAACAUCAGUGUUACUUUCUUUGAAAAAAUGCCCUUAUAUUCGUUAUCAAGCAUCCUCGGAAAUGGCAAAGAGGCUUGCUGAGAAGAUUAGGGAAGUUCUUUCAAAAGAAGAGUCAUUAUUUCAGUUUCGUCGUCCAGAAGUUGCUCCUUUGUUAUUACUUUUGGACCGUAGAGAUGAUCCUGUCACUCCAUUAUUGAAUCAAUGGACAUAUCAAGCAAUGGUUCAUGAAUUACUUACAAUUACUAAUAAUAGAGUUGACCUGUCACAUGUGCAAGGUAUUUCAAAAGAUUUAAAGGAGGUUGUUCUUUCAGCAGAACAAGAUGAUUUUUAUGCUAAAAGUUUGUACAUGAAUUUUGGAGAAAUUGGUCAGACAAUAAAAGAAUUAAUGGAAGAUUUCCAGAAACGAGCGAAAAGCCAUCAAAAAGUAGAAAGUAUUGCUGACAUGAAGAAUUUUGUGGAGACAUACCCACAAUUCAAGAAAAUGUCUGGUACUGUAGCCAAGCAUGUUACUGUAGUUGGUGAGCUUUCUUCUAUUGUUAGUGGUCAUAAUUUACUGGAAGUUUCAGAGUUAGAACAGGAAUUAGCAUGCCAAAAUGAGCAUUCACAGCAGUUGCAAAGAAUUCGCAAACUGCUAGCCAGUGACAGAGUGAGACAUAUUGAUGCUACACGUCUUGUUUUGUUGUAUGCUCUUCGUUAUGAGAAGCAUGCUAAUAAUGAUAUUGUGGGUCUUGUUGAUGCUUUAAAAAAGAGGGGAGUCCCAGAAAAUUUGACCAAAUGCAUCAGUCAAAUGAAGGAGUAUGGUGGAGCACGUGUCAGACAGAGUGAUUUGUUUGGCACCCAAGAUGCAGUGGUGAAAAUUACCAAAAGAUUUUUCAAAGACUUGAAAGGUGUUGAAAAUGUCUACACGCAGCACAGCCCUCUUCUUAAAGAAACAUUAGAAGAUCUUAUCAAAGGAAAGUUGAAAGAAAAUACAUUUCCUUAUUUAGGUAAGGAGCAAAUAAGAGGAAAACCUCAAGACAUUAUAGUGUUCAUUGUGGGGGGUGCUACAUACGAAGAAUCAUUAGUUGUGCAUCAAUUAAAUAAAAUGCAUCCAGUGCGGGUUGUUUUGGGUGGAACAACAAUCCACAAUUCCUCCAGUUUCCUUGAUGAAGUUAGAGGUGCCACACAUGGACUGGGGAGACGUGGACAUAACAUGUAG